AUUUCCUUACAUAAUAUCUCUGUCCCAGUUGCUUCUGCAACUCCUAAACACUACAAGACAAAACCACUUCCCAUAAUAUCCACACAUCAUACACAAACAAUCAACCAUACCUUCUUUUUCUGUCACAAAUUUUCAGUCUCUUACUUUUUUCUUCUUUAUAUAUGCUUUUGCUCUCAAUAGUAUGAAGAAAAACUCCAACCACUCCUGUUGGAGGCAAACAUCACAAUUCACAACCCCGGUAAGACCAAUCAAAAUCUUCCUCGGCCUACAUAGUCAUGCCUUGCAUCAUGGCUUUUGCUCUAUGUGAAUUUCAAUGGACAUGCCAUUAGUGUCUUGAGAGUGUCAUAGAUUGAGUUGCUUUUCAAUUUUCAUCCUCCAAAGUCUCAGAUACUAUUAAGUAUUCAGUAUUCAGUAUUCACCACCCUUUUUCCUUAUUACCAAAGAGAUGCUUCUUUGAGAGCCUUUAUCUAGUGGGAUUCCUGACAGAUAUUGCCAUAACUCAAAAGUUUAAAGUCCUUCUCUAUUUCUUCUUGAUAAGAAGAUAUAUUAUUCAAAACCUUUCUUGCUUGCUUCAGUACACUUCUCUGACAAUCAUCAAAAUUCUCCUGUCCUCAACACUCCAGUGCAAGAACUAGUGUUACAUCGACCAAAAUCAAGGUUUUGACAAGCCAGAGAUGCUUCAAACCUCUUUAUGGUACUACAGCUUUUGCUUCAAAUUUUCCAAGCUCAUUUCUCCAAGCAGCAGAUAUAGAUUCUUCAGCUGAUAGCAAAAGGGUGUACAAGAAUUCUGAGUUGGUAGAUUCUUCAGCUGGUAUCAAAAGGGUACAAGAAUUCUUAGUUCAGUAGUUCACCUAUUACAAUUGUUGGCGUUUUUGAAGUGGUUGACACAUAAUGGCUCUUCAUCACCGCUUUUUGCUUGACACAAAUUCAACCUCACCUGCACCAGCUAACAUGAAUAGGACAAGAGAGACUUUCACUGGUGAGGCAAAUUUUGACACCAACAUGGUGAUUAUCUUGGCCGCGUUGCUUUGUGCACUUAUAUGUGCUUUGGGACUGAACUCAAUUGUGCGAUGUGCUCUAAGGUGUAGCCGAAGGUUUGCUUUUGAGACCCCAGAGGAAACUGCAGCACGUUUGGUGGCAAAAGGCCUAAAGAAGAGUGUGUUGCAUCAGAUCCCUAUAGUUGUUUAUGGUUCAGGUAGUGUUGGAAUUGCUGCCACAGAUUGUCCAAUUUGCCUAGGGGAGUUCGUGGAUGGGGAGAAAGUAAGAGUGUUGCCAAAAUGUAACCAUGGAUUUCAUGUGAGGUGCAUAGAUACAUGGCUCCUCUCACACUCAUCUUGUCCUAAUUGCAGACAAUCUUUGCUUGAGCAGCCAACUAUUUCUGGAGCAGCAGGCACUAGUCACCAUGCUGGGAAUGCCUUGGGAGGACAUCAACAUGAGUCUUUGGAUGUGGCUGUAGAAGUGGUUGGCUAAUUGCAAACUUAAUCCUCCACCCUCAGAAUUCAGAGAAAGAAUGGAUGAAUAAAUGGAGACUAGUUGGUUUUAUCCUUGAAUUUGAAACUUUUUUUUUAAUGUAUGUAUGAAGAAUUGAAGAUGUUGGGUUGAUAUUCAUAUUGGUGUCGGAAUAGUGCAUGUAUGGAUUAUGGUUUUCGAGGCCA
This is a messenger RNA of Cajanus cajan (pigeon pea), 1655 nucleotides long. Its product is annotated as RING-H2 finger protein ATL74. Gene Ontology annotation, biological process: protein ubiquitination. The record is from RefSeq and is a predicted model, not a curated record. Gene Ontology annotation, molecular function: transferase activity. Lineage: Eukaryota; Viridiplantae; Streptophyta; Magnoliopsida; Fabales; Fabaceae.